Messenger RNA from Humulus lupulus (European hop), 701 nucleotides. Its product is annotated as 16 kDa phloem protein 1-like. Lineage: Eukaryota; Viridiplantae; Streptophyta; Magnoliopsida; Rosales; Cannabaceae. The record is from RefSeq and is a predicted model, not a curated record. The coding region runs from base 65 to 526 and encodes 153 amino acids. The transcript is spliced from 5 exons.
CAAAAUCUCGUUGAAUAAUUAAUUUCUUAGAGAGAGAGAGAGAGAGAGAGAGAGAGAGAAUAUUAUGGCAACUGGAAUUAUGGAGGUCUUGUUGGUGAAUGGGAAGGGUCUUGGAGACACUGAUUUCUUUGGUCACAUGGAUCCGUAUGUGCUGAUUCAAUAUAAAGACCAAGAGCGCAAGAGCAUUGUAGCCCGAGGACAAGGCAGUAGCCCAUCAUGGAACGAAAAAUUUAGCUUUAGGGCAGAUUAUCCAGGUUCUGGAGAUAACUUCAAGCUCAUCUUCAAAAUCAUGGACAAGGACACUUUUUCCACUGAUGAUUACAUUGGUCAUGCAACAAUCUAUGUGAAGGAUUUAUUGGCUGUAGGAGCUGAGAAUGGAACUGCUCAACUACAAACUAGCAAAUACCGAGUAGUUGGUGCUGACCAAAAAUAUCGAGGAGAGAUUCAAGUUGGUGUAACUUUCACUCGCAAGGGUGAGCAGAAUAAAGGGGAGAAACUCGGAGGAUGGAAGGACAGCAAUUUCUAGUUUCUCUUUACUACCAAAGCCCCAUGUAGAAAGACUUGAAUUUCUUUUAUUUUUUUAUUUUAUUAUUUUUUUGCCUUGUAAAUUUUUGAAAAUUUCCAAGAAUAUUUGAAUAUAUAUGUUUGUGAUCUCUUUGUAGUGAAUAAUUGUUGUAAUAAAAUAACUAGUUUACUUUUUU